AUGCAACCCAUAACCACAGAUGAGAAGGCCGAAUAUAAUCGCAUUUCCUUGGAAGACUCUGAUCUCGAGCCUGGCGACGCCUUGUUAUCUCACCAAAAUUCCUCCAAAAACAGGCGAAACAAUGUAUUGAGCAUAGCAAAGCCCUCCUGGGGAGUCUGGAUCCAUGUUGCUCUUGGACUUGUUUGGGUUAUCCUGUUUGGAUCGUUGACAUUUGUCCGAACUUCAAAUACUACCGAGUCUCCAGACCGCACAAGCCCUCUAUUCCCAGCGCUAUCGUAUAGCCGCAUCAAGUACACAUCUGGCUUUGCUCCCGAUUUAUCUCCAUUUCAGGGCAAGCCGAAUGAUGCCAACAAUGCCGCUUGGGACGAAAUAACCCAUCUGGGAAUGGUCGCAUUGACUGAAACAGAGCAGGCAAAGCUGAUCGAACCUACAUCUGUGUUUAUGAACAAUACUGAAACCUCUGGUAACGGUGUUUUGUAUCUUGGCGCCGUGGAAGUUUUUCACCAGCUUCAUUGCCUUGAUAUGCUGCGUCUGGAGAUAUACGGCGAGCUGGAGCCCUGGUAUAAGACGCACAGCCCUCACAAUAUUCACACUAAACCGGGACAUCUCGAACACUGUAUCGACUAUAUCCGACAAUCGAUGAUGUGCCGCCCUUCGCUCGACAUUCUACCGUUCUGGACAGAUGCUGAAGAUAAUUUUCGCCCAACAUUCAAUGGAUCUAGAACAUGUGCCAAUUUUGAUAGCAUCAAGGACUGGGCGUCGAAGAGAAAGGCUGGUAGCUUGUCACCACAAUGA
Molecule: messenger RNA, 795 nt
Organism: [Torrubiella] hemipterigena
Lineage: Eukaryota; Fungi; Ascomycota; Sordariomycetes; Hypocreales; Clavicipitaceae
Source: the annotation of a GenBank genome assembly